UCGGCGGCGGCGGCGUCCAGCGAGGCGCGGAGGCGGGGCGGGAGGAGGGCAGAGGGGCCCCGCGCGGGGAGGGAGGACCGCGAGGCUCCAGAUGUUUGGCAGCGGCCGCGGAAGGGGCGGCUGCCGGGGCCCCGAGUCCCGCCCGAGCCACACUGCUGCAGGCACGGCCCCGCCAUGGCCCGCUCGGCUCCCCCGGCAGCGCCGCCGCCCCCGGGGCCGCCGGCCCGCGGCUCCCUCGGCAUCCACCGCGCCUUCCUGCGGAGCCCGCUGGGGCCGCUGCGGCUCGGGCAGCUGGCGCUGGGCGCUGCCUGCUGGGUGACGGUGGCCGCUCACCGAUAUGAGGGGGCGGCCCACUUCGCUCUCUUCGCCGCCGUCCUGGUGUGGCUCCUCACCCUGGCCCUCUUCGGGCUGAGCGUGCUGGGGCGCUGGGCGCUGGUGCCCUGGCUGGGCUCCCGGUGGCUCCUUGCCAACCUGGUGCACGACCUGGCGCUGGGCGUGGGGCUCUACGCGGCCGCCACCGGCAUCAUGGGCUACAAGGCCAGGCAGAAAAGCUAUUGCAACCUGCCGGGAUACAGCCAGCACUGCCCCUACAGUGCCUACCUGAGCGCCUCCAUCUGCGGGGGCAUCACCGCCUGCCUGUACCUCUUCUCUGGGCUCUACUGCCUGUCACGGCGCUGCCGGGACCAGCGCGACAUCAUCUGAGACCCCGCGGCACUUGGCUCCCCUUCUCCUCGCCCGUGGCCGGAGUGCAGUCCCCUCUUUAGGAUGAAGUGACCCUGCCACCCUAUUCCCUCCUGGCUCACUGCAUCGCUCUUCCUCCGGAGACUCCUGCGCAGAAGGAUGGACAGACAGAAGCCUUCCACGAGUAUGGCUUCCCUGCACCCCGCUGAGACAGCGUGGACACCCAGCUGCUGCACAGGCCCCUCUCCUACUCCUGGACAGAAGUAGGCUAUUGCAAGUGGAAGGACCCGAGCA
Molecule: messenger RNA, 975 nt
Organism: Cuculus canorus (common cuckoo)
Lineage: Eukaryota; Metazoa; Chordata; Aves; Cuculiformes; Cuculidae
Gene: MARVELD1
Product: MARVEL domain containing 1
Exons: 1
Coding region: 175-702 (175 amino acids)
Cellular component (GO): membrane
Source: RefSeq, a predicted model, not a curated record